This is a messenger RNA of Aureobasidium uvarum, 627 nucleotides long. The record is from the annotation of a GenBank genome assembly. NCBI's taxonomy places the organism in Eukaryota, Fungi, Ascomycota, Dothideomycetes, Dothideales, Saccotheciaceae.
AUGGCCACUCUACCUGAUGGUUCCGUGCAACCACCUUUGCGGGAACUGCACUACAUCCAAUACGAUCCAGACAAGGAAGCACAAUACCUCACCGCCAUCCGCGAACUCAUAUCAAAAGACCUUUCCGAGCCAUAUAGCAUUUAUGUCUAUCGCUAUUUUCUCUAUCAAUGGGCAGAUCUCUGUUACAUGCUGACUUUUACUCAUAGNACAGUUGAUUCGACUGGGGAAUUGAUAGGCGUCGUGGUCUGCAAACUGGAACCUCAUCGAGAUGGUCCAAUGCGUGGAUAUAUCGCUAUGUUGGCAGUCAGGAAGGAGCACAGAGGAAGGGGCAUCGCAUCAAAACUAGUGCGGAUGGCCAUGGACGGCAUGAUAGCCAAAGAUGCAGAUGAGGUUGGUGUUUCCCAUCGGUCUCACUCGAAAAGGAUACUGACUUUGACANNGAUCGCACUCGAGACUGAGAUUGACAACAUACCCUCUCUCAAACUCUACGAACGACUAGGAUUUCUACGGACGAAACGCCUACAUCGCUACUAUCUAAAUGGCAACAGUGCAUACAGGAUGGUGCUUUACCUCAAAGAGGGAGUCGCCCUGAAGCAAACACAGAUGCCUUACGACCCGCUAUACUAG